This is a messenger RNA of Ornithodoros turicata, 850 nucleotides long. RefSeq lists its product as uncharacterized. Lineage: Eukaryota; Metazoa; Arthropoda; Arachnida; Ixodida; Argasidae. The record is from RefSeq and is a predicted model, not a curated record. The transcript has 3 exons. Bases 107 to 778 code for a protein of 223 amino acids.
CGACACACGUGCGUUUAUCAUCCUCCGGUCUGGGGCGGAUGUGGGGCGUUCCACAUAGAAACGGCAGUAGCCUACGCGGUAGCUUUAUACCACAGUAACCUUCACAAUGCGAAUGGUUGCCACAUUCCUCGUCUCUUCCAUUGCUGUUGGCAUCGUCGCCGCGGUCAGAGAUGACUCCAGUAGCUACGUCGACCAACUGAUCUCUGUUGCUGUACCACGCUAUCUGCGUGCAUAUCACCCACAAGGCAUUCCUCUUGAGGACUUCCGGUUCACAGUGCCCAGAAGUGAACCAGGCAAACCUGGCAUGAGAGCGGAGUUUCACAACGGCAAACUCACGGGGCUUGUGGAGUCACCAGGACUGGAGAGACUUGGCUUUUGCUCGUCCAGUGACACUGGAGACGAUGCUGUUUCCAUACGCUGUUACCUCACGCUGGACAAUCUGAAGGUGCUAUACGACGGGUCAACCAAAGGAGACGACAUAAACCGCGUCAACAAAAGCAUCAGCGUCGAGGCCAGAUUUGUUCGAUCCAAUGCGUACCUGGAGAUCGUCUCUGAACAUGCAGGUUCGUCACCCGUGCUGAAGACGUGGACCCUUAUGCCUCCAAAGCUUCGUCUCUCCUAUUCCCGGAGUCUUCACCUCAACGUGGUGAAACGACGUCAAAAUUUCGACGUUCAAAUCCACCUUAACAUCCAGGAAGCUGUCUCAGCUGCCUUUUAUGGAACACUGCGUGAUGCCUUGGAGAGCGUCAUUUCGACAGUACCGCUACCUCUGGUGUAAGGGGCUCUUUACCAUUCCUGUUUGCUGAAAUGCACCGAUAUGUGAUUUCAAUAAAGUAGAAUGGACGUUGUA